Molecule: messenger RNA, 375 nt
Organism: Alternaria ethzedia
Lineage: Eukaryota; Fungi; Ascomycota; Dothideomycetes; Pleosporales; Pleosporaceae
Exons: 2
Coding region: 1-375 (124 amino acids)
Source: RefSeq, a predicted model, not a curated record
AUGUUCUUCUUCUUUACCUGCGGAACGCACACCUUCACAUCCGCCCUCAAAGGCGCCGAACACAUCCAACUCCACUGCCAAAACUGCGGCAACCCCACUGGCAAAGUGAUGAAGCGCUGGGAAUGGUUUACCUUCUGCUUCAUCCCCGUUAUCCCAUUCAGCCUGAAACCGUAUAAAGAAGUCGGAUGCCACGUCUGCAAUUUCUGGCAGGACAUCAAGUACCGUCCGGAACCCGAACUGCAGCAGUUCGGCGGUGGGGCAAAGGUGCAGGGCGGUGCUAUGCCGAUGAAUGGGUAUGGUGGACAUGGUGGAGCUCCUGGUGGUGGUGCGCCAGGGUAUGGGCCGCCGCCGCAGGGUGUGCCGCAGUAUAAGUAA